AUGCAAAUUGGUACCGAAGUGUACCAUAAUCUGAAGGCUGUUAUCAAACGUGACUAUGGACUCGAUGCAUGCAACGUGGGCGACGAAGGCGGUUUUGCCCCUAAUAUCCAAGACAAUAUGAAAGGUCUUCAACUUCUCGAAGAGGCUAUUAAGAUUGCAGGAUACUCUGGGAAGGUAGAAAUCGGAAUGGAUUGCGCUGCUUCUGAGUACUAUAAAAAUGGAAAAUAUGAUUUAGACUUCAAGAAUCCUCAGUCUCCAGAAAAUACGUGGCUUACCCCAGAUGCAAUGGCUGAUGUCUACAAAGAGAUGAUUGAUAAAUACCCAAUUGUUAGCAUUGAAGAUCCAUUUGAUCAAGAUGACUGGGAAGCCUGGCCUAAAUUGACUGCUUCAACUCAUAUUCAGAUUGUUGGAGAUGACUUGACAGUUACCAAUCCAAAACGAAUUCAAAAAGCAAUUGGUGCUAAGGCCUGUAAUUGUCUACUUCUAAAAGUUGGCACAAAAAGCAGGUUGGGUGUUAUGGUUUCACAUCGCUCAGGUGAAACAGAAGACAACUUCAUCGCCGAUCUAGUCGUUGGUCUUUGUACUGGACAGAUUAAAACCGGUGCUCCGUGUCGAUCGGAACGUCUCGCAAAGUAUAACCAGCUCUUGCGUAUCGAAGAGGAAUUGGGAACAGCAGCAAAAUAUGCUGGCAAACAUUUCCGUCAUCCGAAAUAA
Messenger RNA from Heterobilharzia americana, 714 nucleotides. NCBI's taxonomy places the organism in Eukaryota, Metazoa, Platyhelminthes, Trematoda, Strigeidida, Schistosomatidae. The record is from the annotation of a GenBank genome assembly.